AGCAUCUUGGCUCAAGUCAUUUUUGGUCUUUGCGACUUGCAUCUUCCAAUCAUUGGCACUCUUCCUGCAACACGGUGCCAACAGGGUACUAUGCUGAAGCCAAUGGCAAGUCGUUGGGGGAAAACUAUCCCCCGUUUUAGUGCUGCAAAUGCUACGCCAGGGAAGGUCAUGGAAGCCUUACGCGUGCAAGGUUGCGCCAUCAUCGAGCGCCUGAUUCCGGAGCCGCGCGUGACACAGAUCAGCGCUGAACUCGAACCACACGUCGCCUCAAGGCUGUUGCCAGCGGACGGUGCUGAUGUCAUGCUGCGCGAGCAUGCAGAUUUCAUGGGCAAUCGCACCAAACGAAUGUUGGGAGUACUGGCGAAGUCCCCGACGAUGUCUGAGAUGGCUGCCCACCCCUUGGUGCUGGGCGUGGCCGAUGCGCUCUUGGCACCCUAUUGCGAACGCAUCCAGCUCCACAUCGGCAUGUUUCGUCGCUUAUGCCCAGGAGAGGGCAUGCAACUUUUACACCAAGAUCGCCACAGUGUGCCGGCCAUGGAGCUGAAACCUGCCAGGGGCGAGCCGGGCUAUUUCCCUGGAGCCCAGUGGGGCGUCGCAGCCCUGUGGGCCUUGUCGGAUUGCACGGCGCAGAACGGUGCCACGCGCUUGAUCCCCGGAUCCCAUCUGCGCAGCGAUGUGAAUUUGGAUAUGACGCUGAAGAGAACCGAGGCGCAAGAGCAGGAAGUUGGUUGGACACCAAGUGAGGAGGAUUGCAUCUUAGCCACCAUGCCACGUGGCAGCGUCUUGCUCUAUCCGUCGGCCACGGUGCGUGGUGCCUCGGCAAAUCAAACGGAGAGCGUCCGCGACGUGUGCCUCUUUGCUUACUCACCGGCCUGGGUGCGUCAAGAGGAGAACCUCUUUCUGACGACCCCUCCGAAGGUGGCUGCGAAGCUUCCGCAGGUGGUGCAGGAAUUGCUGGGAUAUUCUCUUCAUGGACAAGUGCUUGGAAUGGUCGAUGUCAAUGGCGACAUGGGCGAUCCUCAAGAUUUGCUGAAGGAGUUCAGCCCCUCCACUGCUACGUUUGCCAAACGCGCCGCGCUGCCGGUGCUGAGCCGCCAGACGCUUUCGGCGAAUGCGGAGCUGUUGCGGAGCACCUGCGAACACAUAGGUUUUUUCUAUCUGGUGGACCACGGCUUGGAAGAGAAGUUGCUCCGCGCCCAGAACGCCUUGCGGAAGUUCUUCCUGCAGCGGGACGAGGUCAAGGCCAAGGUGGGCACGUCGACCUCACGCGUCUUCCCGCAACACUCCCGCGGCUGGGUGGCCAACGAAACGCUGGAUCCCUCCAGGCAAGGUGUUCUGGACCUGAAAGAAAGCUUGGAGGUGGGCUUGGAGAGACCGGAGGAGGAGGAUCCUCAGAAGCGCCCCUUCCGGGGACCCAACAACUGGCCCUCGGAGCUUCCGGAACUGAAAGAGGAGUUCAUGGCCGCCGUCAAUGCUCUGCAUGAGCUGUCGCUUGAGGUAGCCUCGGCAUUGGAAGUGUGCCUAGAGGUAGAGCCAGGUACUUUUGUGAAGAAGUGUGAUGAUCCUAUGGUAUUGUGCCGCGGCCUCCAUUACUACACCCCCCUCGGUGGCGACACGCCCGACGAGGCGGCGUUGGGCUGCUCCGCGCACACGGACUACGGCCUGAUUUCGCUGCUGCAUCAGACGGCCAAGGGCUUACAGGUACUGCAUGCCGAAGACAAUGUUUGGAUGGAUGUGGACCCCUUGCCGGGUUCCCUGGUGGUGAAUUUGGGCGAUCUCAUGCAGCGCUGGACCAACGGCCGCUUCAAAUCCACGGUUCAUCGCGUGCUGCCGCCGGAGCCGGGGCAACGGCGGCAGUGCAUCAGCUUCUUCUUGGAUGCCAAUUUCGAUGCCGUCAUCGAGCCGUUGCCAAGGUGCAUCCCUCCAGGCGAAGCGUUGAAGUAUCCUGCCAUUCAAGCAGGACAGCACAAAUUGGCCAAGUUUAAGGUACAGUCCGGUUCCGAACUCGAUGACCAAAGCGCGGAGUUCUUCCGUCGCACCGUGGAAGCACCCAAGGGUGCCUCCGUGGGGGGCGCCUGACGCAAGAGGUAGGGCCAGGUAGCGAGUUUCUGUGGGCAAAUGGCUGAUUGGUGUGGAUUGUUCAUUAUUUUUCCAGGAAAAAGCUGGAGAAGAGCUGAAAAAAGAGAGUUUGAACGAUUGAAUGGUGAAUUCCG
Messenger RNA from Cladocopium goreaui, 2213 nucleotides. NCBI's taxonomy places the organism in Eukaryota, Dinophyceae, Suessiales, Symbiodiniaceae. The record is from the annotation of a GenBank genome assembly.